Messenger RNA from Mesocestoides corti, 693 nucleotides. The record is from the annotation of a GenBank genome assembly. Lineage: Eukaryota; Metazoa; Platyhelminthes; Cestoda; Cyclophyllidea; Mesocestoididae.
AUGUCUAGUGAAGGACUAAAGAAAACUUUAGAGGCCAUACCAGUUCUUAAAACAAGGGCUGGACCAAGAGAUGGCGAUGAGUGGGUCACUCGUCUGAAGGAGGAGUACACGUCUCUCAUAAAAUAUGUGGAACACAAUAAGGCAAAUGACAGUCACUGGUUUCAGCUUGAAUCUAAUGCUAACGGGACCCGGUGGUUCGGAAAAUGCUGGCAUAUCCAUGAGAAUAAGAAGUAUGAGUUUGACGUGUGCUUUGAUAUUCCAGUUGCUUAUCCAGUGGCAAUACCUGAAAUAAUGAUUCCCGAACUCGAUGGAAAGACGGCAAAAAUGUAUCGCGGUGGGAAAAUUUGUCUUACUGAUCACUUCAAACCCCUUUGGACUCGCAACGUUCCUAAAUUCGGCAUCGCACAUGCCAUGGCGCUCGGGCUGGGUCCUUGGCUUGCCGUUGAAAUAGCUGGAUACUUAAAUCUGCUUGCAAAUUCAGUCGACAAUUUCUCUCAUGGAGUAUCACUGGGAGCCAGUUUUUCUAUUUCAGUUCGGUCUGGUCUCGUUGCUACGUCAUGUUUGCUUAUUCAUGAAGUGCCACAUGAAGUAACUGACUUCAUAAUUCUCCUUCGAAGUGGAUUUUCUCGAUGGGGUGCCAUUAAGGCUCAGGUAAGCAAAUUUCGAAACUUUAAACCGCGGUUUAGCAACUGA